Messenger RNA from Tachysurus fulvidraco (yellow catfish), 6273 nucleotides. It is a transcript of the gene rorcb, whose product is annotated as RAR-related orphan receptor C b. Gene Ontology annotation, biological process: regulation of transcription by RNA polymerase II. Gene Ontology annotation, molecular function: RNA polymerase II cis-regulatory region sequence-specific DNA binding; nuclear receptor activity; zinc ion binding. Gene Ontology annotation, cellular component: nucleus. The transcript has 10 exons. The record is from RefSeq and is a predicted model, not a curated record. The coding region runs from base 370 to 1800 and encodes 476 amino acids. Lineage: Eukaryota; Metazoa; Chordata; Actinopteri; Siluriformes; Bagridae.
UGAUUCCAGAUCAUGUGCGAGUCCACGCGUCCGAAAAGUAGGUUAGCAGGCUGGAUCGAGAGGGAGGGAGGCUCACACUCAUCGCUCACUAUCAACAUCAGUUCUGACCACGCACAAACGUGUUAUCGACGUGGUUUGGUUACUUCUUCUAAAGGAAAUAGACCGGUUUAAACGCGCUUGUGUGGAUUUGUUUUGAUUUGUUUUCUUCUCCCGAUGAUGCGCUCCAUCGAAGCUGAAACAUUAUAUUGGGUUCUCCUAAUAAUCUUAUUUAAGAUAAAUACGUAGAUCUCCAACUUGUUUCCUCUAGAGCAUCUUGUGGUCUUCCAACAAAAAAAUACAAUAAAAAAUAAUAAUAAAAAAAAUCUAAAAAUGAGAGCUCAAAUAGAGGUGAUUCCGUGUAAGAUCUGUGGAGAUAAGUCUUCUGGGAUCCAUUAUGGUGUCAUCACCUGUGAAGGCUGUAAGGGAUUUUUUCGCCGCAGCCAGCAGAACAAUGCCAUGUACUCAUGCUCUCGGCAGAGGAACUGCCUGAUCGACCGCACCAACCGCAACCGCUGCCAGCACUGUCGUCUCCAGAAGUGCCUGGCACUAGGCAUGAGCCGAGAUGCAGUGAAGUUUGGUCGCAUGUCUAAAAAGCAGCGCGACAGCCUGUACGCAGAGGUGCAGCGGCACCAGCAGCUGGCGCAGGAGCCCGAGGAGGCGGCUGAGGACAGCGGAUGCAGCCGCUCAUACGGCAGCAUGGGUUCCAACACCACCCUCAGCAAUCUAGACGACAUCACCACGCUGCCCGAUGGCCUGCUCUUUGACCUGCCGCUCACACCAGGCGAGGCAGCUGAAUACUGCACCCUGGAGCUGCUUGAGAGCGUGGCCAGUAGUGGAACAAGCAGUGCGGUGAGCAGCAGCUCAUCCAAUCAGAGCUCUCCAGAGCCUAGCAUUCUGGAUAUUGUGGAAGCAGGCUGUGUAAAGCACGAGUACCAGCUGCUGCCUGAGCCCAGCCUGCUCACACACACCCUGCUGGGGGCGCUAUCCGAUGACUGCUCUUUACUCGACAUAGAGCGGGUAAAUCAGAAUGUGGUGAAAUCACAUUUAGAGACAUGUCAGUACAGCACAGAGGAGCUGAAACGACUCACUUGGAACCUAUAUACGCCCGAGGAGACCCAGUCCUUCCAGCUCAAGUCUGCCGAGUGGAUGUGGCAGCAGUGUGCCAUGCACAUCACCAACGCCAUCCAGUACGUGGUGGAGUUUGCCAAGCGCAUCAGCGGCUUCAUGGACCUCUGCCAGAACGACCAAAUUAUCCUCCUUAAAGCAGGCUGCUUAGAGGUUUUGCUGAUCCGUAUGUGCCGUGCGUACAACUCCACCAACAACACAAUGUUUUUCGACGGCAAGUUUGCCAGCCCUCAGCUUUUUAAAGCACUAGGCUGUGAUGACCUGGUGAAUGCCAUCUUUGAGUUCGCCAAGAGCCUGUGUCGUCUGCAGCUGAGUGAUGAAGAGAUGGCCCUGUUCAGCGCCGCCAUCUUGCUAUCACCUGAUCGCCUGUGGUUAACAGAGAGUCAGCAGGUGCAAAAGCUGCAGGAGAAGGUUUAUUUGGCCCUGCAGCACAGUCUGCACAUGGGAGGAGGUGGGCAGGAGAAACUAGACAAGAUGGCGUCCAAGCUGCCGCAGAUGAAGUCCAUCUGCAACCUCCACAUCGACAAGCUGGAGUUUUUCCGGCUGGUUCACCCCGAAACAGCCUACAACUUCCCUCCUCUCUACAGGGAAGUGUUUGGCAGCGAGAUCAACUUCCCUGACUCUACUGACAGCUAGAGGCGAGGAAAGAGACCAGGGUGUGGAAGAUGUUGCAGAAGAGGAAGAAAAGGUGCAGAGAGAGGAUGUGUAAAAGAGAGGAGGUCAAAGAGGGAGGGAUCUGAAGAAUAGUGGAGGCCUGAGGUGUGAAAAAGUUGUAGUGUGGAAAAAGCUGUAAAAACCUCUUAGCAGCCCAGACAAUCAGCCAUGAUUUUUAUUUUUUUAUUUUUGUAUUUUCCGUUUUGUUUUUUUCUUUUUUGUGUUUUUGUGUUUUUUUUUUUUUGUUACACUUGUGUACAAAGAAACCACAAAUUAGUACAGGGGCCAACACAACAACACAACACUUCACUUCUCUCUGCACCACAUGACUAACACAUCUUACACUCGUUUUAGCACUUUCAUGUUAUUUAGGAACAUCUAGUAAAGCAGAGGUUCAUUAUCCCGUCCUCAGGGAUCCUCUGCUGGUACAGAGUUUCGUUCUGGUCCUUUCCUCAAUGCACUUCUACCAGAACAUUCAGGUGCGCUAACAUGUCCGAAUUAAAACCCCUUUAUGAUGAACUCCGUGGGCGAAUUAACAAAUGAAUGUAUAUCCCUGAAACAGCACUUGCCGUGCGACCGAAUGUACAUACUUGACUUUGGUUGGCGGAAAUGCUUUACGAAACCUACGUCGGUUUCCACGUGACAAUCGAGAAACUUCUUUGCCCGUAUGUUUGGUAGUACAACAGGACCGACCUCCGUAUGCUGGUAGGGCUGGGCGGUAUGAUGAUAUGAUCUAUUAAUAUUGAUAGCAUGGAGAAGGAUGAAAAAAGAAAAGGAUUCUUUUUUGUAUGUGAAGAGACACUUACUAAAUUCCAUACUGAAGAUAAAAAGCAUAACUUUAUUACUGUGUAAAAAAUAUUUUUUUUUUUUGUGUUAAAUUGUACGUCAUAAAGUCAUGUCAUACUGUAAUGCUAGGACUUGGGGAUCGUUUCAUUACAAGACGAUACUUUACGAGCCUCUCGGUUUGAUACGUUUGUGUUUUCAAAGUUAGUAGACGAUUCGUCCUGAAAUAACACUUGCAUGUAUAUAAAUAUCAUCACUACAUUUUAUAGACUACUUAUCCUACAGAGUCUGGAGGCACAAGGUCCAGUGACCUAUGGCAGAACACUUUCACACACACACACACACACACACACAUUUACACACUACAGAUGAUUUAGAGGUGCAAGUCAGCCUAAAACAGGUGUCUAUGGACUAAGGGAAGAAACCAGAAACCCCCAGGAAACCCUCUCAGGAAACCCCAGGGGUCUCAUACAAAGACUUGAACCCCCAUUCAAAAGGGUGAGGUGAAUAUGUUAACCACAAAGCCUCCAUACCCUUAUUUAAUAAACAUUCAGCCAGUUAGAAAUCAGAAAUCUCUGAUUCAACCUGAACUAAAGAAAUCUCCACCAUAAUUAAAGGAUUCAUAAUCGGUAGUGGAGAAGCAGGAUUCAGAGUGCUAAUGUAGCUAAUGUAGCUAACAGCAGAAUGGGACAUGCCCCAUUAGUGACUUUAACCAGAAGUGACUGCAUUCAUUAAUGCACAGCUUUCGUUUUUCUUAUUUGCUGUUACAAUUCUGAUAACGAAAUCGCACAAACGCUGUCAUUCCUAUGUUUCAAUUAUUGUACUUUUACAACUUCGAAUGUUUCCUAAUGGAAAAAGAGAACACUAACGCACAUAUGCACACACAAAAAUGCCUCGCAUCAUAACAUCACCGUGUUGUGACAUAAUCCCUGGCUAGAACUUCAGAAAUCUCAUGAUAUCUCUUGUCUUUUUAUGACAAUUUGACUAUAUAUAUAUAUAUAUAUAUAUCGCCCAACCCUAUUAGCCGGUGUAGUUUAUAACGUGCAAUAAAACCUGUCACAAAGUAUUAUGUCGGACAAAUGAAGUUUAGUCCGAGCUCACGCUUCCUCAGGCACGAGUGAUCUGACAGUAUUCUGUGCUGCUCUUAAGUAACUCUUGUUUUUCUUAUUUAAAAACUGCAAUGAGAAACCUCAGUCCCAGCACAUAUGUCCUUGUAAAAAGAAAGUGUAACAAUUGUUUCUUUUCCUUUUCUUUUUCAUGUAUAAAUGUUUUAAAUGAGGAUGCAUAUAAAUAGAUAUGUAUAUGAAGAAAGAAAGAGGCAGGCCUUUAAAGAAAUGAUGAGGCCUGGACUUCCUCUUUGGUGAGGAAGUAGAGAAUGCAUACUGGGAACUUUCCCUGAAACAUGUUACAGCUGUAAAAGGAUGUUCCGAUGUCCACCUUAUUCUGAGUAGUUUGGGUUCUGGGUGUUAUGGUCUGCUCUGUGAUACUUGACACAAAAGACUCUUAUUACGUGCCCAAACUACGACGUUCCAGAAGAUCCGAUUUGAUAUUUUUGUUUGUUUGUUUGUUUGUUUUUUUUAUUGUUUUUUUUUUUUUGGACCCACUGAUAAAAAAGAAGGAUGUACAGUACAGGAACCUGGACGACAUUCAAGAACACUUCUUUCAUGGCAUGAUGGUUGAAUGCAUCUAAAUGAAUGACUUUGUGCUGUUGGAAAUGUUCAGAAAGCUGAUGCGUAGACUAUCACUUCAAAUGAAAAGAUGACUGUCAGUAUGUCACACACACAUACCGUCCUGAUGUGAUGGUACAGGUGUGUUCGCUGUAUUAUUUUGUAAAUCGUGGCUACAUUUUACCCAUGUCGUUGUCCACUUCCUGUUUCUCCACACCUCUUCUUCCUGCUCAUACACUUAAGCAUGCUGAAAGGAAAGCACAGCUAGCAGAGGAAGAGCUUUAGUGUAGGCUUUCCCAUCGAACACUCAGAGAACACUACAAUUAUUCUCCGACAUGCAGCAGAUGUUUUUCAAAUACUGUUACAUGCACAAUUGGAAGCACCCUGUCCCUAGGGAAAGAAGUAAGGUGUAAGAAGUACAAGGUUUAAGAAGUAAAGGUGGAGUCCGUCUGAUCCAGUGUGGGUGAAGUCGCUAGGGCUUUUUGCACGCAAAAAUAUUGAUUGGAAAUCUUGAGUAAACAGAAUCCUGGGUUAUUUUGUAUCACCUUGCACACUGCUCAUCCUUUAACUAUUAAUUAAACAAUGUAUCAAACAAACAAACAAAAAAAAAAACACAAUUCUGCACUUCGACAAACACUGUUUGUUUUUGUAUUUUAUUGAUAUGCAGCUUAAAGUAAAUUUUCAUUCAUUUCCUUAAACACAGUUAUUUCUGACUGCCAAAUUUUUGUAUAAAUUUAGUAUAGAACUAUACAAAUAAAACUCUCCUCUUCACUCCAGUUGAGUCCCACACCAUAAGACUUUUUUUCCACUCCAAACUCUGCAACUAGUGUUUACACAACACAUGUUUCCGUAACAGUACAAAGCUACAUGAUAUGAUGUUGCUAAACAUCAAGCUGUAACCUUUUACUUUCGCUUCAUUUCACACUGUACAAUGCAAAAGUCAUGCUAAACCUGCUUUGGCUUUAAAAAAAACAAGGUUUAGAAGGAUGACAAUCCAGGAUUAAAUGCAGUGAAAACUAUGUUUGAUGUUCUGUGUUGUACAGCAAUGUUAGGGAUCAGGAUCAGAGCCAGCUCCACCUUCUAGACUUUUGGUUCUGCAGUUGAGACUUUCUCAAAUUCUGAGCAGCCCAAAGCACUCGAAACGUUAUUACCUACUGAGAAAUGAAUCGUCAAUGGAGCGUCAUUAGCACUAACAGGAGGGUUUGCACAGUGUGGAUAGCUUUAAGCUACGUCGCAAGAUAUGUUGAUGUAUCAUUAUUUUGGAUUUUGGUGCAUUUUUGAAGGUACAUUUACAUCCAAUAUUACAGAAUAAUCUCACUGGGUGCUUAGUUUACUCUGAUUAUCAGUUGUACAAGGAAAAAAUCUUCUGUUUUCCAUCCACUUGUUACAAAAACACGCAUCUAUAAAUCACUCAGGGAGCUAGCUGGUCUCUGUUUCCACCAGUCUCCUAGCUUUGCCAACCAGACACAGAAGACACACACGCACAUACAUACACAUAGAUAUAAAGGCACCCCAUUUUUUUUGCACCGAACAAGAGACCCGUAUCCUCAAUCACUGUGUCCUUUAGCUAGAUAUAUUAUACGGGAUAUAUUUUUGUGAAUGUCAAGCACAAAGUGUCAAAAUCCUUUCCUCUUUCUUCUGAUGUUAAACUGGAAGACUUUUACGUCCGAAUUAUAUUAUGUAUAGUCUAUUAACUAGUUUUAAAAAUGAUUACAGAUUUAAAAAAGAAAAAGAAAAAAAAGAAUCUUAUUCAUUGAUGUAUGUUGUUUUUACUUGAGCUCGUUUCGUUGGACUGUUAGCUGUUUAAUCCAUUUAUAAUUGUGUCUCCAUCAAACCGGUCUUGUUUGUUUUAUGUGGUUUUUAACACAAUAGAAAUACCUUAAAAAUUCAUUUAACAUUUGUUGGGUGUUGGAUAAAAAUCUUAUACCAGUUCAUCUCAUUGUAACACCAUGUAAAAAAAAAAAGAUGUGCUUUAAGAAUGUAAUAAAGUGGGUUUUUUCUACUA